CUACUAUCAUGCCCGUAACAUAAAAUGUUAAAGAAGAAGACGCAAUGGGCACGUUCGUAAAUUCGCUCUGGCUAUCUACUCCGAUUUCAGAGCACUCCCGUCUGAGAGAGCAGAAUAACUGAUUAAUUUAGGAACGCACCCAACGUAAGAGACUUCCUAUUGCAAAGCAUGUUGGUACUUGUGUACACUUCUAAAUAAUGUAGCUAGGUUUUAGAGCCACCAGCAGUUAUUUUGUGUCAUUUCUUGAAAUUAUAUCGAUACUGCUACACUUCUAUAUGUACAAAACGUAUUGACGGGCUGAAAUUCAACAAACAUCGGUAUGGCGGAGGGUGUCGGUAACGCAGUGAAUCUUCCCCCCGGAGAUCCGCAACUCAUCGGGCUCAUCGUGGAGCAUCUCAAGAACCGAGGCCUGUUCGACGAGUUCCGCAGAGACUGCCUGGCAGACGUGGAUACAAAGCCUGCCUACCAGAAUCUACGACAGAAAGUUGACAACUUCGUCUCUACUCAUUUGAACACCCAAGACUGGAACCCAUCAAUCAACAAAAAUCAAGUGCGAAAUGUGCUAAGACAAAGCGUCGUGCAGUCAGGCAUGCUGGAGUCCGGAGUGGACAGAAUCAUCACCCAGGUGGUGGAUCCCAAGCUUAACCACACCUUCAGGCCCCACAUUGAGGAUGCCAUUCACGACUUCCUGUCUGCUGAGAAGAAGGAGGAGGGUCCAUCCAACACUCCAUCAGAGACAGAACAGCAAGAGGCUCCAAGCCACACUGGACCCAAAACACCAUGAGGUGCAGAGAAACAUAAUCUGCUAAAGGUAGACUUUUCUAGAGCUCCAUCAGACUGGACAAGGAACUCCAACUUUAAAAACUAGUGUGGAGGAAUCAUGGCGCAAGAGGUUUCCACAACUCUUAGUCAUUCUUCAUGUGGAGAAACCAAGCCAUGGAUUUUAGCAGUCAAUGCUGGACACAGGAGGACUUGUGCAAAUGACACUUUAUUGUGUAGUUAGCACAAUGGGCUAAAUAUGCAAUUUUUUACUUCCAGAUAAAGUUGUAUAAAUUGCUCUGAUUUAAAUUGCAUUUGUGGUUAUUGAAUUAACAAUAGAAUGGUCACUUUUAUUUCUUAAAAGCCAGAAGUAGUCAUUGUUUGCUAACUGAUUUUUUCCCCGCAAUGUUUAGCAACUUUUCUUUGUGAAUUUUGUAAAUAAAUGUUUUC
Messenger RNA from Salmo salar (Atlantic salmon), 1209 nucleotides. It is a transcript of the gene bod1, whose product is annotated as biorientation of chromosomes in cell division 1. NCBI's taxonomy places the organism in Eukaryota, Metazoa, Chordata, Actinopteri, Salmoniformes, Salmonidae. The record is from RefSeq and is marked provisional.